AUGUACUGGAAGUCCUGGCAGGCCCAGACCGGCCAAGUCGAAUCGGGCAGCAAACCCGCGCCAAAACAAACACAGCCGCUUUUUUCCUCCUUAAACAACACAUCCCCAGAGGCUGAGGCACUAACACUUUAUUUGUCGCAUCUCGUUGGCUACUUUACCCCAGUGCGCUUGGACCUUAACAGCCUGACUUCGACCUCAUCAGGUGCCCAGUGCCCUGUGCUCACCCUCCGACUGCCUAGCCCAUCUCACGAUCUCCCCGAUCUACGAUUCUGCCCGCCCUCGAACUUUCCUGCCCUCUUCCCCUCCACACCCCUCGAGAAACUUCUCCCUGUGUCGAUUCAACCUCCACGACGCGUACCAUGCCCAUUCGCCGUGAUCGCAAGCACCGAAUCCCCCGCCUCCACUAGUUCGUGCCAGGUUCGCUCAGCCCUGUCGGAGCGGGCCCUGCAGGCAACCGACUCCCACCGAAAGCACCCUCAACCCAUUCAUUCGUCGGUUUUCCAGAGAAUAUCUCGCUGCUCCGUCUUGGGGCCGCUCUCAUUCGUUUCGCCCCAAUACAUUCGCUUUGGCUUGCACCCAGAAGUAACGCGCAUUGACCGAGUUGGCGAACAUCGACUUUUUCUUCCUGUUUCCCCCGGACAUGCGCGUGAGCACCGAGUUGGUACACGACGUCUUAUGAUGACCUUUGGAUACGGCUUGGAACUCUAG
This is a messenger RNA of Penicillium manginii, 708 nucleotides long. RefSeq lists its product as uncharacterized. Bases 1 to 708 code for a protein of 235 amino acids. The record is from RefSeq and is a predicted model, not a curated record. Lineage: Eukaryota; Fungi; Ascomycota; Eurotiomycetes; Eurotiales; Aspergillaceae. The transcript has a single exon.